UGGUGGACUUGGAGUGAUAAAUAAGACUAAAACCCUUGGUAAGUGUUAGGGGUUAAAGAAGGUGAGCGAGGGCGAGGAAAGGCAGUUACAUACAUGAUCAUGAUGAGGGCGAAGAGUGUAUUAACAUCAUCUGCUAACACCCUUUUUCAGCUUCUCCGUUCUAAUUCUAAUUCUAAUUCUCAUCUGGCGACACUCAUGAGUAGGAGGAGGACUGGACUGACCUCCUUUUCUUCGUCUUCGUCUUCUUCUGCGCUCUCCCCUGACCAUCGCGUUCCUGCUACUGUCAUUACUGGUUUUCUUGGCUCUGGAAAGACUACUCUUCUCAAUCAUAUUCUCACAUCUCAACAUGGCAAGCGCAUUGCCGUCAUUGAAAAUGAGUUUGGUGAGGUGGAUAUUGACGGAUCCUUGGUUGCUAGUCAUUCUUCCUCAAACGAAGACAUUAUCAUGGUUAACAAUGGCUGCCUCUGCUGCACCGUGCGAGGAGAUCUGGUUAAAAUGCUCUUGGAGUUGGUCACCAAAAAGCGACACAAUUUUGAUCAUAUCGUAAUUGAAACCACAGGUCUUGCAAAGCCAGCUCCAGUUAUUGAAACAUUCUGCAUGGAUGAACUGGUUUCUCAGCAUGUGAAAUUGGAUGGAUGUGUGACUUUGGUUGAUUGCAAGCAUGCUAUGCGACACUUAAAUGAAGUGAAACCAAGAUUUGUGGUCAAUGAGGCAGUAGAGCAAGUUGCAUACGCCGAUCGUAUUAUUUUGAACAAGAUAGAUUUGGUUACUGAAACCGAGUUACAGAUACUGACCAAGAAAAUAAAGCACAUCAAUGGGAUGGCACAAAUUAAGCAAGCUACAUUUGGAGUUGUGGAUGUUGACUUUGUUCUAGGUGUUGGAGGAUAUGAUCUUGAGAGAAUUGAUUCUGCGGUGCAUGGAGAAUGUUCCUCUUCCGCAUGCCAUCAAAAUGAUUCUGGACAUGAUCACAAAGGGCAUCAUCAUGAUGAUCAUGUGCAUGAUUCUUCUGUCUCUAGCAUUAGUAUUGUUGCUGAGGGAACUCUUGAUCUUGAUGAGGUGGAUGAUUGGCUAGAGAGAUUGAUUGAAGAAAAAGGAGAGGACCUUUACAGAAUGAAGGGUGUGUUAUCAGUGGAUGGUUCUGAUCAGCGAUAUGUGUUUCAGGGGGUGCAUUCCAUGUUGGAUGGCUGCCCGGGACAAACAUGGGAACCAAAUGAGAAGAGGCUUAACAAGCUUGUAUUCAUCGGAAGAAACUUGGAUGAAACUGCCCUCAGAAAAGCCUUCAAAGGUUGUCUACUAUAGUCUAGUCUAUUUUGUGUGUAUGUUUUGUGUGUAUGUUGUGAUUUACGAUUUUUGAUAGACAAAUAUAUAUUGUAUCUUAUAUUUGAAUAUUUAGGUAAAAGCAAAAGUUAGAUAA
This is a messenger RNA of Arachis duranensis, 1414 nucleotides long. RefSeq lists its product as uncharacterized. Lineage: Eukaryota; Viridiplantae; Streptophyta; Magnoliopsida; Fabales; Fabaceae. The transcript is spliced from 9 exons. The record is from RefSeq and is a predicted model, not a curated record. Gene Ontology annotation, cellular component: cytoplasm. Bases 94 to 1299 code for a protein of 401 amino acids.